Molecule: messenger RNA, 3092 nt
Organism: Nezara viridula (southern green stink bug)
Lineage: Eukaryota; Metazoa; Arthropoda; Insecta; Hemiptera; Pentatomidae
Source: the annotation of a GenBank genome assembly
GCGGGAGUCUGUAGGUAGCAGCACUACCGCUCCCUGGUCGCCAUUCCUUCCUCCUUCAGUGUCUAUACCACUCCGUCCUGGUGUGUAUAUCAAGUCUCUUGUGAUCGCGUGUGUAUCUCAUCCGUGUACAGUGCUGUUCGUGUGUGGCUUAAUGCUAUCUAUCUGUGUAUAUAGACCACCUGUCAGAGGAUAAAGAAGGAUGCCUUCGAGCGGAAGCGGGGGCGAAGACACCCCCAGGGAGGAGUCCUACCUGAUGCACCGGGACUCGGCCUUCGUGCCCGUGCUGCCCUCUAGGGGGAUGUACGGGCCGCAGUCGGAGCUGGUGGCGAUGAUGGCGGAUAAGAGGAAGGAGCUGGCGCUGCACGCGGCGCUGCUUCCGCCGCCCCCCGGCUACCCCCUCUUCCCCGCCGCGCCCCCCUUCCCCUUCCCGCCGCCCCCCGGCCCGGCCGCCAUGUUCCCCUCGGCCCAGGCCAACCGGCUGCUGAGGGCCCCCGGGCGGGCGGCGCGGCCCAAGAAGCAGUUCAUCUGCAAGUUCUGCAACAGGCAGUUCACCAAGAGCUACAACCUCCUCAUCCACGAGAGGACGCACACCGACGAGAGGCCGUACUCCUGCGACAUCUGCGGCAAGGCCUUCAGGCGGCAGGAUCAUCUCAGGGAUCACAGGUACAUCCACAGCAAGGAGAAGCCGUUCAAGUGCGGAGAGUGCGGGAAAGGUUUCUGCCAGUCUCGGACCCUGGCGGUCCACAAGAUCUUGCACCUCGAGGAGUCUCCCCACAAGUGUCCUGUCUGCAGCAGGUCCUUCAACCAGAGGUCCAACCUCAAGACCCACCUCCUCACUCACACGGACCACAAGCCUUACGAGUGCGGAUCCUGCGGAAAGGUCUUCCGUCGCAACUGCGACCUCCGACGACACGCGCUGACCCACGCUGUCGGCGACAUCCCUCCGGAACUUCCCGACUCACCGGAGAAUCUGACGCAUCGCCCUGACGAUCGGCGGUCGCCAUCUCCAUCUCCGGGGCCAUCAUACAGGAGGCGGUCUCCGUCUCCUCAGACGCAGUGUCAUCAUCCGACAGAGAACUAUACAAUGCGUCCGCAGCUUUCGGUGCGUAAGGAUCUGCACGCACCCUCGACUUCCAUGUUCCGACGGCCGGAUCCUCCGCCGCCCGAUCCUCCGGCAUGGAUCAAGCGAGAAGAGCAGCAGCCGAGCACUUCCACUCAGCAGGAGCAGACGAAGCAGCAACCCCCUCCGCCUCCUCCCCCUCCCCCGCCGAAGAAGGGGUUCAGCAUAGAGGACAUCAUGAGGCGCUGACGGCAAGAAAUUACUUGGGGAUUGUGCUAUGUACAUAGGAACUUGGGUGAUCUCAAGCGCGGACUCUGUAGCGCAACAAAAGUGAUUAUUAUGGAAUAGAAUUUUUAUGUAUAGUUUCUUUGAUUAGAUUUUAUAAUUUGUUAAAGUGUAAAUAUGAUAUUCAUGUUAUACAUUUGGACAGUGAAGGUACUAUUUCGCUGGUACUGCCCACCGCAGUGAUUGUUGGCAGUUGAACAGUUGAACUGUUCGAUAAUCCAGGUAUGUCGUCAUAUCCAGACUGCUCUUUCUGAUCGCUGAAGAAGUAGUGAAGCUGUUAGAAGCUUUUAGGUUAUGUUAUCAAAUCGAAAGAAUUCUAAUGAUUUGCAGCCAUCUUGAUAUGUUUCAUUACCUUUGUUAUAAUCAAGCCAAACACAAAUAAAUUCAAAAUUGUUUGAAAUUUAAACAAAACUAGAUACUGUCGUGAUCAUAGAAAUUUCAUUACCAUUUCUUUUGAUUCUUGUAUUGAAGUGAAAGAAAGGGAUUGGGAGAAAAAAAGAACGAUUUGACCGCUUAAUGGUGCAUUAUUUUUAGAAACUAGCAAAGCAAUCUCUAGACAUCUUGCAGAUAGUAAAUAAAGGGAUUUAUAUAGUUAUAUUUUAGUUAAUUUUAGUUUUUUGGCCAAUUUCUAUGGCCCCGGCUGUAAAAUGCCUUUGUAGAAUUGAAGUAACAAUAAUAUUUUAUAGAGGGAUUCAAAUAUACCUAAAUCAAACUAACUUUUAAUGAUGAGCAAGAUACCAUCACUUCGUAGAAGGUGGGCUGAUUUACAUUUUAUAGUACAGACGUGGCCCAACCUUAUUAUUCAACGGCUGCGGUGAGCAGUACUACAGAAAUUCAAAAGCAUAAACGGUCGGCAGUAAAUGCUGCGAAAUUGUACCUUAAUAUCUACACCUGUUGUCAUAAAAUGUAGAUAACGGCUGUGCAAUAUGAUUGACGAGCUAGAAGUCAAGAUUAUGUAUCUUCAGCCUUUAAAAGGACUGAGAAUUCCCAACAUAAAUUAUCUAUAAUUGACGUCACUAUAUGUAACAGUCAAAAGUGAUAUUUUAACAAUAAAUCCAUUUAUCUUUCAUGGUUUUGAAUACACUUAUAGAUAGAAAGUGUGGUAUUUUGGAUAAUAUUUUUUUACGACUACUACAGAGAAGUAAUACAACUAUACAUGUCUAUAAGAAUAACUAGUUCAUAUAUUAUUAUUGUAAUAAAAAACAAAUGACUAAAUGAAUGAGGUGAUAAAUAGAAGAAUACAAAUUUAUUGUUAUAUUUGUAUUAGUUACCACAGAAUUUUAUUUGGUGGAAAAAUAUAUUUUGUAAUAUACACAUAUAUGUAAGUAUAUUUUUUAAAUGACACAUAAACUUUUGUGCAAUGAAUUAUAUGAUAGAUUUCGUUAUUAAUAAAUAAUUUAUAUGAAAAUGGCUGUUAUGUUUCUAUGAUGUUCCUUGGUGACGUGUAAUACUUAUAUGCAUAUAGGAAUAUCGAGCAAUGAUACACUGAUUUUUCUUUUGUAGAUUUAUUAUAAUAAUAAAAAAAAGGAAGAAAUUUUGUAUGAUUUGUAGCAUUGAGAAUAAAAUAUUUAAUUGUACAUUAUGCAUGUUUAUUUUAGAUGAUAUUUUUCUGUUAGUGUUUCAUCAGAUUUUAUUCUGAAAAUUCUAUUGUUAGUUAUGUAAGAUGUAAAUAAUUUUAUAAGUGUUGGAUGCACAAUCUGUUUAGUUUACUGUUGUAUUUCAUUUAUAAAAUAAAUUUUUAUAAAUA